AUGCACUUGACAAAGAAUUCAGGUGAAGCGGUUUCACAAAACGAGUAUGCACGUGUGAUCGGAAGUCUCAUGUACUUGACAAAUUGUACUAGACCAGAUCUGGCGCAUGCAGUAAACGUACUUAGUCGAUAUACAAGUAAUCCAGGUCAUACACACUGGAAAGCUAUAACGAGGGUACUCAAUUACUUGCGCUACACCAAAGAUUUUGGGCUUCACUAUGGUAAAGAACCAGCAGUUUUAGAAGGAUACAGUGAUGCUAACUGGAUAUCAGAUUCUAAAAACUCAAAAUCCACGAGUGGAUAUGUCUUUACACUAGGAGGAGCAGCAAUAUCAUGGAAAUCUACCAAACAAACAGUGUUAGCCAGAUCAACCAUGGAAUCUGAGUUCAUAGCCUUAGACAAAGCAGCAGAAGAAGCUGAAUGGCUUAGAAAAUUUUUGGAAGAUAUUCCUAUGUGGGAGAAACCUGUGCCAGCUAUACGCAUACAUUGUGAUAGUCAAUCAGCAAUAGCUCGGGCUCAGAAUAAUCUUACAAUG
Molecule: messenger RNA, 534 nt
Organism: Brassica rapa (field mustard)
Lineage: Eukaryota; Viridiplantae; Streptophyta; Magnoliopsida; Brassicales; Brassicaceae
Product: secreted RxLR effector protein 161-like
Source: RefSeq, a predicted model, not a curated record